AUGACAAGCCACUCAAGUCAGCUUAGAUUCCCGCAGAGAUCCGUAGUUUCUUCUUUCAUCUUCGUCAAAACAGAAGGUGAAAGCAAGGUUGCGUUAUUCAAACGCAGCGGUAAAGUGAGCACAUACCGGUACCAUCUAGCCCCCAUCUCAGGCAAUAUAGAGCCCCAUGAAACACCAACCAACGCGGCCUGGCGCGAGCUCAGGGAAGAGACUUCAUUAACUUUACAAGAUUUGGACUUUUGGCGUGAAGGGAAACCCUACUCCUUCAGCGAUCCUUCUGUUGGUCGACAAUGGACGAUUUAUCCAUUCUCGUUCCAACUUAAAGGUUGCGAUGAAGGUGGCCGCGGGGAAAACGGUAUCCAAAUUGAUUGGGAGCAUGAGAGCUGGGCAUGGCACGAUCCGAAGUCAAUCAGGGAUAGUGAAGAUUUCGGCGGGGUGCCGCGACUGAAAGAAAGCCUGCGACGAGUUUGGUUCGAAGGUGAUAUGAGUGAAGGAGCAAGCGAGGCAUUAAUUAGAGGACUGAAGCAGCUAAGGACAGAUCACACAAGCGGAUCAAACGAAUUGACAGUUCUUGCACUGAAAGCUUAUCACGAUGUGAUAACUCUGAUGAAAGGGGAGAUUAAUACGACAUGGUGGGACACUGCCCGUAUGGUCGCAUGGCAUCUCUGGAAAAAUGGGCGACCAAGCAUGGGUGCCGCUACCUUGAAUGCAUUGCUGGCAUUGCUGGCAGAGAUGCAAGAGACAUUAACUGGAAGCCUCGACCGCGAGAUAGAAUGGGAGACUUUACAUGCCGCAUGUCAUCACCAUAUUCACCGACGAAAAGCUAUCUCCAAGCGUAUACAAACCUCCUUUGCGGCCUAUCUAAAGUCCAAUUUUGUUCCCAUCGUUAAUUCCAGGUCUAAAACCUCUCUCGCCAUUCUCACGUUGUCCGCUAGCUCUACUAUACGCGAUAGCUUAGUGGAUGCAUUUGCCUCUAUUCAUGUGCCUCGUCUGGAACUACGGAUUCUGGAGUCCAGGCCGCUUUACGAAGGGGUCAGAAUGGCGUCCUCUAUCGUCUCUGCCUUUCAGACUAGGUUUCCCUGUACCUCCGAGAGGGAACUACAAAUCACAAUUUACACUGACGCAUCCGCGGCGCUCGCCAGUCAGAACUUAGAUUUUGUCCUCUUAGGAGCGGACCAGAUCUCUGACUGUGGAUCUGUCAGCAAUAAGACUGGAUCCUUACCGGCUGUUUUAAGCGCCAAACAGAUCUCUCCCAAAAGCAAAGUGUUAAUUAUUACCGCGCUAGAGAAAGUGGCUGGCUCCACUGUGGAUGAUUAUCACAGCCACGAAGCCAACGAUCCUAAAGAAGUCAUGAACAGUUGGUUGGCUUGUGGUGUAACAGAAUUCAAUACUCUCAAUGAUGGUGCUAAGACUGCGCAUCACGACCAGCAUCAUUAUAUGUUUGAGGUAAAGAAUAUUUAUUUUGAAUGGGUUCCGGCAGAAGCAGUAGAUGCAUAUGUAUGUGAAGAAGGGACUCUGAAUCUUGCCGGUAUCAAAGAGAAGGCAAAGGAAGUCAACAACAAGAUCGAAAGGUUCUUUGGCGAUUUGUAG
This is a messenger RNA of Penicillium odoratum, 1590 nucleotides long. Its product is annotated as translation initiation factor eIF-2B subunit family protein. The transcript is spliced from 2 exons. The record is from RefSeq and is a predicted model, not a curated record. Lineage: Eukaryota; Fungi; Ascomycota; Eurotiomycetes; Eurotiales; Aspergillaceae. The coding region runs from base 1 to 1590 and encodes 529 amino acids. Gene Ontology annotation, molecular function: S-methyl-5-thioribose-1-phosphate isomerase activity.